AUGGUUAAUCCACUCGUUGCUUACUCUGAUGACGAAAGCUCGUCUGAUAAUGCACUUUCUCAGGGGGAAGAGAACCCAGUUGUUGAUGUUGUGCCUAAUCUUGGGGAAGAAAGCCAACCCCCCCUUAAACCAUCUACACCCAAAUUAGAUCCUUCUACAUCUCCAUCACCAAAAGCUCCAUCUCCACCACCACCAGUUAAAGAAGCAUCUCCACCUGUAGGUGCCGAAUCUUCACCACCACCAGUUAAAGAAGCAUCUCCACCUGUAGGUGCCGACUCUCCACCACCACCCAUCAUAGAAUCUCCACCACCACCAGUCCAAGAAACCCCUUUAUCCCCAGUCCAAGAAACCCCAUUAUCACCAGUCCAAGAAACCCCAUUAUCACCAAACCCAGAAAUUCCCACAACCUCUGUCCCAAAUAACCCCCCUUCUUCCCCAUCUCACAAAACCACUACUCAAAAUCCACCACCAUCCCCAAUCACGGAUGAUAUUCUUUUGAGUACCCUUCACCCCAAAAAACCAAGGCGGCCAAGAAAGCACAUUGCAGUUAAACAGGUUCGUCCACACAGGCCAGUCACAAGGAGUGCGAAUGUGGUCAAAUCAACUGAUGAUGCAACCUCUGUUGUUAAGCGUCGGCGAUUGGGUAAGUCUCCUGUUCAUUCAUCCGUUUCUCCAAUGAAUCUUGACUCUGAAAUUGAUGAUGCGUCUGAGGGCAAACAUUCUGUAGCCCCUCAAUAA
Solanum pennellii is the source of this 738-nucleotide messenger RNA. RefSeq names its product extensin-like. The record is from RefSeq and is a predicted model, not a curated record. The transcript has a single exon. Lineage: Eukaryota; Viridiplantae; Streptophyta; Magnoliopsida; Solanales; Solanaceae. The coding region runs from base 1 to 738 and encodes 245 amino acids.